Molecule: messenger RNA, 1658 nt
Organism: Centropristis striata (black sea bass)
Lineage: Eukaryota; Metazoa; Chordata; Actinopteri; Perciformes; Serranidae
Exons: 5
Coding region: 37-633 (198 amino acids)
Source: RefSeq, a predicted model, not a curated record
ACUUGUUACAGUGAAGUGACAGAUGAAGAGCAAAACAUGUCCUGGAAGGUGUUGUUCAUUAAGUUGUUGUUGUUGCAUUACGCAACCCAGAGUCGACCCAGAAUUACUGCAGACUGCCAUGAAGAUGUUUCUCUGAGGUGUCCAGGUGUUGACCUCAGCCAAAUGGAUUUUCUCUCUGUCGCAUGGUUCAAGAGAGACAGUAAGAUAAAACACGGCAUCGUCAGGAGGCAUAAAGAUAAAGACGGCACGCGGUACUACAACUUCUCUCGUUCACCCAAACUCGAGUUUGGAGAGAACUACAGUCUGCGGCUGCUCAGGGUGACACCUAACGACUCGGGCACCUACGAGUGUGACAUCAGCGCAAAUGUAGGUGGUCGAAAUCAGAAUCUUCAAGUCGACCUAACAGUUUACGAGUGUGCGACCCCGGCGGACCCGACAACGACAGCUGUGUUGAACAUGACUCAAGGCCAGCUCUGCUCCAACAAACAAGUGGAGGAGCUGCCUGUCAUGUGGAGCAUCAUAGGCUACUUGGCAGUGGGUCUCGCCAAAAUCGUUGUAUCCCUAAUCACCAUUUGGGUUAUUCGAGCAGCUUGUACAAGGUCUUCAAGAGGACGACGGCGGCAAAAGUGGUGAAGCUGACGUGUGGGAUCAUGUAAAUAGACUCACUCAGUGGUUCCACCAGGGGCCCGGGAGCCCACAGGUUUCCUUGAGAGUGGAAAUCCAGAAAAAGUAUACAAUUAAAUUCACGAUAGAAGUGACCUGAUGUGAGUUGGAGUCAUAAGAGUGGAUGCUCUGAUCUGAAUGUUGCAGUUAGUACGGACAAAAAUCCUCAAAUGCCUUUAGUGUUUUAGGUAGAGGUAGAACACAACAGAAUCAUAUUUUUUCAUAAUUUGUCCCAUUCAUUAAAUGCUAAAAAAAUUAAAUAUGAAAGUAUUUCAUACAGCAAAAUUUACACAAAUAGUGUGUUUAUAUAAAUUAUGUAUAUGAAAAUACGUUACUGUAUUACUUACUGUAAAUACUUGCUGACAGUUAGCUUUGCUCAUGUAUAAUGAUAUGUUGGUUGAGUUCAGGCCGUCAAAUGGAUUAAGAAACUUUGCACACAAAAAAGUAAAUGUGUAAAAUUACCAGUAAAAUUGUCUUUUUCAUGUUAAUAUGUAACAAAUUCUGUAAAGGAAAGGUAAGGGUACACUGGAAGAGGAACUGGGAGAUUGAGCGGUGCUGUUUUCAUAUGGUCCCAGUAUGUGCAUUUUAUCCUGCUAUUUUUUAAAUAUAAUAGUAUUUUCUAUUUUUCUAUAUUUCCUAUUUUUGCAUUUCUAAUUUACAUUACUUCACCUUUUUUUGAGAGAAAGAGCUAUCUGUGUACUUUUACCAGUAAAGCAGUUAAUAAAAAUGUGUCACCAAACCGCAUGAUUCCUUUUCAUUGGAAUUAAAAGAGGUCAAAUUAACCAGAUAGUUAGCUACACAGAAACAGACUUUAGAGGAUGUGAGGCCACUUUAGAGGAACACAAACCACAGCACACCAUGCACACACACCACUACAGAGGAAACCAACACCUAUUUGUUGUAGUAUAUGGUAUCUAGUUGAAUUGUGUGUUUAUAUUGCACAGUGAUUUAAAUAAACUAACAAAGUGUAAAAGGACAGGUCUCCUGAAAAUCAA